AUGGUUACUAAUAGGCUCAUAAGGGAGGAACUGAACUACGAUAGCAUUUCAGAAAUGCAAUCUUUUGAAUCUUUAUAUGUGGGAUUGAAUGAUGAACAAUUGAAAGUGUUUAACACCAUAAUGGAAGCUUAUUCCACUCAUCAUGGGGGCUUAUUUUUUGUGUAUGGUAGUGGAGGAACUAGAAAGACAUAUUUAUGGAACACUUUAAUUGAAAGUUUUCGAUCCGAUAAGAAGAUCAUUCUUUCUGUUGCAUCAUCAGGUAUUGCGGCUUUGCUUUUACCCGGGGAACAAACUGCCCAUUCCCGUUUCAAGAUUCCACUUGACCCUGAUAACUCAUCAUAUUGUUCAAUAAGUCAAGGGACAGAUUUGGCAAGGUUAAUUCAAGAGGCGUCCUUAAUUAUAUGGAAUGAAGUACCAAUGGUUAGUCGUCAUGCUUUUGAAGCUGUUGAUCGUAUAUUUAGGGACAUAUUGAAAAAUACAAAACAUUGUUCAGAGGAUAGGGUUUUUGGUGGAAAACUAUUUGUGUUUGGUGGUGACUUUAGACAAAUAUUGCCUAUCGUACCUAGAGGUGGGCGUGAACAAACAGUGGAAGCUUCAUUACCUAGGUCAACAAUUUGGGAGCAUUGUCAAGUCUUGCAUCUUACUAGAAAUAUGUGUGUUACAGCACAAGAUAUUUCUAAUCAUAUGCGUCAUGAAUUAUGUGACUUUGCAGCGUGGAUUAAAUUGGUUGGUGAAGGGAAAAUAAUGGGAAGCUUGUUUAAUGAAGGCUAUGAACCUAAUUGGAUAUAG
Messenger RNA from Camellia sinensis, 789 nucleotides. Lineage: Eukaryota; Viridiplantae; Streptophyta; Magnoliopsida; Ericales; Theaceae. The record is from RefSeq and is a predicted model, not a curated record.